Neolamprologus brichardi is the source of this 1923-nucleotide messenger RNA. The record is from RefSeq and is a predicted model, not a curated record. Lineage: Eukaryota; Metazoa; Chordata; Actinopteri; Cichliformes; Cichlidae.
CAAUGACUACAAUAAGCAGGAGCUCUCCACACUAAGUGACACAAAAACCGCUGAGGUCAACGGUUUGGGUCUCAAGCCCAUCUCAAACCAGGAAUUCAUAAAAAACACCAACGGCCACCUGCCACAGGUUGAGAUUGAAAUCCCAAAUGUAAAGAGGGUGAAGAUGAGAAGAGACUCCCAGUAUCCCACCAAACGGGAUCACAUGAUCUGUAAAUGCCUGUCGCUAAGCAUCACGUAUGCAGCGACCAUCGGAGGACUCAUCACCAUCACCGGCACGUCAACCAACCUCAUCUUUGCUGAACAGUUUAACACCUUCAGAGAAACCUGCUCACUCAGUAAGAAACGCAAAACCAGGAGAGAGAUGCUGUCAGAGAGGAGGAUCCACGAGGAGUACGCGAAGCUGGGACCCAUCAGCUACCCAGAGGUGGUGACAGGUGUUUUCUUCAUCCUGAUGACACUGCUGUGGUUCACCAGAGAGCCUGGCUUUGUGCCCGGCUGGACGUCGCUCUUUGAAAAGAAAGGCUACAGGACUGAUGCAACGGUGUCUGUUCUUCUGGGCUUCCUCCUCUUCCUCAUCCCUGCCAGGCGGCCCUUCUCUUCCUCCUCUUGCUGUAAAAACUCAGAUGAUGAUUCAGAGUCUGACCCACUGGCUCCCAUGAUCACCUGGAAGGACUUCCAGAGACUCAUGCCGUGGGAGAUCGUCAUCCUGGUUGGUGGAGGCUAUGCACUGGCAGCGGGCUGCAAGGUACUACGAAUAUAUGUCUUUAUCUAUAACCUCUGUACCCCCCAACCAUUUCACCUCUCCUCUUCCCUCUUGUCUUUUUUCUUCACUACUCUCUCUUUACCCCCUUUGUUCUUCUUCAUGGCGUACUUCUCUGUCCAGUCGGAGACUCUGCACAUCAACCCCCUCCACACUUUGAUCCCUUCCACCAUGUGCGUGUCAUUUGGGGUCAUGCUUCCAGUGGGGAACCCCCCCAACGCCAUCGUCUUCAGUUACGGCCACGUGCAGAUCAGGGACAUGGUCAAAGCAGGUUUUGGGGUGAAUCUGAUUGGCGUGGCGGUGGUAAUGUUGGCCAUCACCACCUGGGGGGUUCCACUCUUCAAUCUGACUGAGUUCCCAGCCUGGGCACUGGCCAGGAAUGUCACUGGGAGCUUAUAACUAACAGUGGGCAGGUGCUGGCGGUACAAAGCGGGGAUGAACUCAAAAACAGACGAGGAAGAGACUGGGCAAGUGUUGCGAUUGCUCAGAAUUAUACUGAUUAAACAGGCCUUAAAAGAAGAACAUGGAUGUGGUGAGAAGGAGAAGAAGUGGAGAAACAACCCUCACCAGCUGCUUAGAUAUACUAUUAUAUACUGGCCAUACUGGUGUGUUACAAGGAAUGUUAAACGCCUUUGGCCACUGGGGGACAUUAAACUCCAACUGAAACCUUUAAAAAUCAAGAACUGAUUUAGUUUUUUUGAUUUAUAGUAGAAGAAAAAUGAUAAGUUACAGUUUUACAGUAAACCUGAAAUACAUUUUCAGAUCUACAACAUCCUUUUAUUUCCCUGUUUUUAGAUAGAAAUAAGCUACAUAUGGCCACUGUAGACAAGUCUCUUUUUAUUGCAUGUUUGCUGAACUUAAACAUUUCUAAUGAAAUAUACUUUUUACAGCUAAAUUGAACACAUUUCAGCAUUUCUGGAAGAAAUCAGUCUUGUCUUUCGUGUAAGAGGGAAGAAGUGGCUGCUGGAUUAAAGCGAGAUGAAUGCAUGAAAAGAGAAAUCUACCGUGGCUGCCAGUGUACUGUAUAUGUAGAGCUACUGUACUUUUUACGUUGAACACCGUGGGCCUUCCUUACACAUUUCAUGCACAUUCUUACCAAAGUUUCUGAAGCUGCUUGUGUCCUAAAAUGCUGUGAACUUUACAAUUCUUGUUGCUACAUGUUA